CUUGCUCAAGGACACAUAAAUUAGCAGAGCUAGGAAUUGAACCCACAGCCUGAGCUACCAUUGCUCACUGCUAACUCCUUACUUUUCACAAUGAAAAAAACUAUAAUGCAUUAAGUGUUAUCUUGUUUUACACAUACUGAUUACUGACAGAUUUGUGCAGGCAGCUAUAGCAGACAGCUGCAAGUGUUCAAGCUUGUUUUUCACUUACAACAUGACUAACAACUUACAAACAAAUUGAUCCCAAAAGGAAAAUAAUGUUACGUAACAAUUCCUGUUAAGAACCCUUUGCCCUGUUCUCCUCCACUCUUCCUUUCACAUAAGAGAGACUCGACCAGGAUUUAUAAUAGAAGGCUUUUUGAAACAGCAUCAUGAUUUUUCAAGGGAUUUUUGAUCGUAUGGAUUUUACUGGAUGGCUCAUAUUUGGCUUUGCAUUGUUACUUUUGAGUGAUGUGAUAAGAAACUGGAGGCCACACAACUUCCCACCAGGACCGUGGGCCAUGCCUUUUCUGGGAAAUGUUUUCACGGGAGUUGAUUUCAAAACUAUGGAGAAGCUCGCUCAGCAGUAUGGCCCAGUGUUCAGCCUGAGGAGAGGCAGUGAAAGAAUGGUCUUCAUAUCAGGAUUCAAGAUGAUCCGAGAGGCUCUUGUCAGCCAGCUGGACAGCUUUACUGAUCGACCUAUCGUUCCUCUCUUCGAUGUUGUCUUCAAGGGCCUCGGGUUAACACUGAGCAAUGGUUACCUGUGGAAGAAUCAGAGGAAGUUUGUCAGCGCUCACCUGCGUUACUUUGGAGAGGGUCAGAGGUCACUGGAAAGAUAUAUUGAAGUGGAAAGCAACUUUCUUUGUGAAGCGUUCAAAGAGGAACAAGGAAGACCAUUCAACCCCCACUACACCAUUUCCACUACAGUGGGUAACAUCAUCGCGUCUGUGGUCUUUGGACAUCGAUUUGAAUACAGUGAUCAAACCUUUCGUAAAGUUCUGGAGUUGGACAAUGACGCCAUUGUGCUUGCUGGCUCAGCUCAGACUCAGCUGUAUGAUGUGUUUCCUGGCCUGCUGAAGUACCUGCCAGGUCCUCACCAGACUGUCCACGCCAACUAUGCAGAGAUCGUGAAGUUCCUGAGAAGCGAAAUAGAGAAGCACCAGGAGGAGUGGAACUCUGAAGACCCUCGCGAUUAUAUUGAUGUGUAUCUGACAGAGAUCAAGAAGAAAAAAGAUGAUCCUCAGGCUGGCUUCAACGUUGAAACACUGCUGGUUAGCACUCUUGACCUGAUCGAGGCAGGGACAGAAUCAUCUGCCAACACUCUACGCUGGGCGAUCCUGUACAUGAUGCACUACCCAGAAAUACAGAAGAAAGUCCAGGAAGAGAUAGACAGAGUGAUCGGUCAGUCUCGUCAGCCCAACAUGGCCGAUAGACCACACCUGCCUUACUCUGAUGCUGUCAUCCAUGAGACACAAAGGUUUGGAAACAUCCUUCCAAUGGGAUUCCCUAAGAUGGCCAGCAAAGACGCUACACUGGGAGGAUACAACAUACCCAAGGGCACAAGUGUAUCUACAAUACUAGCAUCUGCAUUGUUUGACAAGAACGAGUGGGAGACUCCGAACACCUUCAAUCCCAAGCAUUUCUUGAAUUCAGAGGGUCAGUUCCAAAAGAGAGAUGCCUUCUUGCCAUUCUCAGCAGGUAAACGAGGGUGUUUGGGGGAGAACCUGGCCAGAAUGGAGCUGUUUCUUUUCUUUACAUCUCUCCUCCAGCGCUUCAGCUUCUUUCCUGUUCCUGGAGAAAUGCCCAGUCUGGAGGGUGUGAUGGGUUUUACUCAUUCCCCAGAAGAGUUCAGGGUGCUCGCCAUAGCACGUUAAUGUUCUCCAUCUAUCCAUCUGCUUUCUUCACUCACUCACUUCUUCAUCUUCUACUGCUUUAUCCUCCACAUGAGGGUCACAGGUGGUGGAGUUACUUCUCUAUAUUUUUGAAGUAAAAGACAAAUUUUGUAUCAUGAAUAAUGUUUUUAUUGUGAACUAUACAUUGUUCCAUGUCAACAAAGUAUUGUGAAACUCUUUCAAAACUAUUGUUAUGGUGAUAUAAUAUUCAACUCAUAUCGCCCUUUCACUUGAUUAGCCCCUCACUGACCAGACUCGAUGCUCAGUGGCUCCCAGAGUGUCCAUUUUGCCUCAUCCCCAAUCUGCAUGUUUUUGGAUUGUGGGAGAAAACUCCAUCUUCUCCAUCCUUUGUCCACUAAAUCACUAUCUCUCCUCUGCACGUGACCAAACCAUCUCAACCAAUGAUAAUGUGUGAAAUUGUACCGUCAAAGACAUCCAUACAUGUUAUUUUCCUGAGUCUUAAACAAGUCUUGAACGAGUCUUGAACGAGUCUUGAAAGUGGAAUUCCUCUAAAUGGGAACAUAAUUUACAGAAUUUACAUCAUGUUUUGUGGAAGAAGACCUGGAACUCACAACCGAGACCAUUAACUUAAGUGAGAAGUUAUUACUUCCUGAUUAAAUUCACCCUGCAAACCAGAAAACUAGGUCCUCUUUUUAUACACAUAUUUGAUUUGGCAGAGGCUUGGUUUGUUUUUUUACACUCCCUGAUCCAGCCAUUUCAUCUUCCCAUUUAAUUGUUAAUACUUAACUCUAUGUACACAGUAUCAUCACGUGGUAUAUGUUUCACAAGCAACUAUACAGGUUUGACCUUCAACAGCAUUUCCUCUGAAAAUAUGGCAAAGGUUUUUUAAUUUGCUACAUUUACAAUCUUUCUAGUUCCCUGUAAAUUAAGAAUAAAAGUAUUCCAUACUUUUUCAGUUGUCUGUCUCCUGUGAGCACACAGUGUAGUAGAUAACAGCAGACACUAGAGAGUUGAUUUCACAUGUCUAACAAGCUUCCUGGUUAAAUUAAAAGGGGAUGCAAAUGUCAGCAGUGAGUAUUUGGGAUGAAAUAGUGGUGGCACGCAUGUUAUAUUCACUGCCACUUUCAUAAAACAUAAAAUAGGGAAAGCACUUGUAGACCAUUGUGGGCUCAAUCGUUUUCAUUUCACAUCUGUAACAAUCAGCUCUUGAAUUCAACAACUAACAAAUAUUAAAUAUUAUUCUAACAAAUAACACAUUCACACGGACUUUGUCUCACAAAAUCUUCCCAUGAAACAUAGAGUGUAACUGUCAUUUUCCAGUUGAUAGAAGAAACUUCGUAUUUGUGAUGAGAUUCUUACCCUAAAUACAUAUCAUCAUCAAUAAACGCCAAAUUUGCUCGGAAAAUGCAAAGAAGACAUUGAUGAUGCUUGGUUAGGAAGGUUACAGGUUUUGAUAGAACAGCGAAUCACAAACCUUUGCCAUGACAUGACAUGAUCGCCCUGUAACUGUGCUGUACUUUGUCUAAUCUGCCAUGAACCAUGUACAGAGUCAUACAUGAUGGGUGUUGCACAAUAGCUCAGUGGCACUUCCUAGAAACCUUCAAAGAAGCAGCACUCGUUGUUCGCUGACUUAGACAUCUGAAAUCUGCUACACAUGUAUCACAUCAAAGGCUCUUAAAAAGCCACGGCCUACACCCAACAGGAAGUCAGUCACCUAAAGAUUUGAGCCUGCUAUGUUAAGACAUCCAUCCACCCAUUGUCUACUACUUUAUCCUCCACAUGAAGGUCACAAUGAAAUCCCUGGUGACACAGGGUGAAAGGUGGGAUACACCCCAGACAGGUGGCUAGUCCCAUCGCAGGACAAACACACAGAGACAAAUAAACUAUUCACUCUCACACUCACACCUACUGGCAGUUUAGUGUCCAUUAAACUCUGCAUGUUUUUGGACUCAUGUGCAAACCCUACUAGCUACUG
Messenger RNA from Solea senegalensis (Senegalese sole), 3804 nucleotides. Its product is annotated as cytochrome P450 2J2-like. The transcript is spliced from 9 exons. The record is from RefSeq and is a predicted model, not a curated record. The coding region runs from base 369 to 1850 and encodes 493 amino acids. Gene Ontology annotation, cellular component: intracellular membrane-bounded organelle; cytoplasm. Lineage: Eukaryota; Metazoa; Chordata; Actinopteri; Pleuronectiformes; Soleidae. Gene Ontology annotation, molecular function: oxidoreductase activity, acting on paired donors, with incorporation or reduction of molecular oxygen, reduced flavin or flavoprotein as one donor, and incorporation of one atom of oxygen; iron ion binding; heme binding. Gene Ontology annotation, biological process: xenobiotic metabolic process.